Molecule: messenger RNA, 882 nt
Organism: Aspergillus fijiensis CBS 313.89
Lineage: Eukaryota; Fungi; Ascomycota; Eurotiomycetes; Eurotiales; Aspergillaceae
Exons: 2
Coding region: 38-613 (191 amino acids)
Source: RefSeq, a predicted model, not a curated record
CGGCAGUCCAAUUAGUGAUAUUAGACCUAUAUCAUAGAUGAUCUUCCCGUCGCAGUUGCCCUCAUCGAAGCGAUCCAGCACUACGCCAAAUCUGACCUCGGUAUUCUCAGGAGCUCCAGUGGGCUUCGCUCUCCUGCAUCGUUAUCUCCUGUCUCAAUCAUAUAUUGUUCAGUGUUCAUCGUGGAAAGGACGAAUGGUCGGCUGUACUUCUCGAAAGACGAUCCCGAGGGUUCGUAACAGUGGAAGAAGUCGAUUCAUUUCUUCCCCGACAAAAUGCCGAGUAGAACUUGCGUCAGACGUCAUUGGAUAUGGUUUUCUGGACCGCAAUGUACUCAAAAGAGGAAAAAACCAGGAACCUGCAAGUUCAGACAAGAAGGCUUCUUGUAACGAUGACCACGUCCGGAUGGAUGCACGACACCGUUUUCACUACAAGAACGAGGGAUCAUCUCAAAAACUGGCAAUGCAGACAUUGCCAUGUAAUCAGCCAUUCAUACACUUCCCUGCCUCUCCAGAGGCUCGAAAAUCAGAUCAGAUCAUUGACCUUGGCCAUGCGAGUCUUCGUCAUGGCUUCAAAAAGCAGUGGAGUUGUUUUCCCCUCGGAGAUAUAUGCUGAGUACUCCAUAGAUGGCAAGCAAGGGCUUGGUGUCAGCCUCAGGUUUGUAUCAGUGAACACAAGCCAGCCCAGAGCUGAGGAGCUCCACCUGCAUGUGGCACCUUUUUUAAUGCAGUGACCGCAAUCAGUAAGCAGCAUAGUACCUGUACCUACUGCUACCGAAAUUGACUGUUGUAAAAGCUCAUUUCAGGUGUAGUACCAGGUAGGCAUAUGAGCUCCUGUUAAUGUUUAAGUUAACUCUGCCCAGAGUCAGAGUUAAAUCAGUUCAA